Messenger RNA from Plasmodium vinckei vinckei, 1782 nucleotides. RefSeq names its product plasmepsin IX, putative. Bases 1 to 1782 code for a protein of 593 amino acids. The transcript has 8 exons. Gene Ontology annotation, molecular function: aspartic-type endopeptidase activity. Gene Ontology annotation, biological process: proteolysis. The record is from RefSeq and is a predicted model, not a curated record. Lineage: Eukaryota; Apicomplexa; Aconoidasida; Haemosporida; Plasmodiidae.
AUGUUUUUUUUUACUUUUAAAAAAUUAAGAAAAAAAUAUUUUUUGGUACUUUUAACACAUCCAACGGUAACAGUAUUAUUUUUUAUUUAUUUUUUUAAUUUUGUUACAAGUGAUUAUGUAAAUUUGAAUAAAAAAUCAAAUAAUUUAUCUUCUUUAAAAAAUAAUCAAGAAUAUAAUAAACAAAAGAUACAACCAUGUAACUCUUGUGUAAACUGUUCUGUCUGUAUUCAUGAAAAUGGAGAAUCACAGAAUAUUCUCCCCUUGGUAGCGAUACCAAGUAAAAGGAAAUAUUUUUAUGAACAAGACAGGUCAAAAAGUGAUGACCCCACACAGUUUGAUAACAAUUAUUCUCAAAAAGAAUUAAGUAAAAAAAAAAAAAAAAUGUAUAAUUUUAUUGAAAAUCAUAAUGCAAUGCCAAAUAUAGAUAAUGAUAUUAUGGAUGAAGAAUCUGAAGAAAAUUUGGACGAAGAAAAUUCUACCAAUUUAAGAUCAAAAUAUGAAAAUAUGUUUAAUCAAAAAAAGGAACAUUCAGUAAAUAGCAACGUCAUUUUACCUCUACAACAGCUACAAGAUAGUCAAUAUGUUGGGUUCAUACAAAUAGGAAAUCCCCCUCAAACAAUCAGACCAAUUUUCGAUACUGGAAGCACGAAUAUAUGGGUUGUUAGUACUAAAUGCAAAGACAAAACAUGCUUAAAAGUACAUCGUUAUAAUCACAAAAUAUCCGAUACCUUUAAAUAUUAUACACCACGAACCAAUUUAGAUAUUAUGUUUGGAACCGGAAUAAUUCAGGGAACAAUUGGGAUCGAGACAUUCAGAAUCGGACCAUUUAAAAUUGAAAAUCAAUCCUUUGGAUUAGUAAAACGUGAAAAAGGAACUGACAAUAAAUCAAAUGUUUUUGAAAGAAUUAAUUUUGAAGGAAUUGUAGGAUUAGCAUUUCCUGCAAUGCUUUCUACUGGUGGUAAUCCAAUAUAUGAAAAUUUAAUGUCUAGUUAUAAUUUUCCGCAUAAUGAAUUUUCAAUAUAUAUUGGAAUGGAUAAUAAAUAUUCAGCUUUAAUUUUUGGAGGAGUCGAAAAAAAGUUUUUCGAAGGAGAUAUAUAUAUGUUUCCAGUUGUAAGAGAAUAUUAUUGGGAAAUAAAAUUUGAUGGAUUAUAUAUAGAUCAUAAAAAAUUUUGUUGUGAUAGUGGAUCAAUUGUUUAUGAUUUAAAAAUGAAAGAUGGAAAUAAACACAAAAAAAAACAUUUCACACAAAAAUAUUUUAAUAAACAUCAUUUUAAUCAUAAAAAAAUAUGGCUACGAAACAAUCAUCAUACUAAACAUUGGAAAAAAGGAAAACAUUUCAAACCCUUAAAUUCCAAUGAAAAUUAUUUAAUAUUUGAUUCUGGAACUUCCUUUAAUAGUGUCCCUAAAUCGGAAAUAAAAUACUUUUUUAAAGUUGUCCCUCCCAAGAAAUGCGAUGAUGAUAAUAUUGAAGAAGUUAUAGCUAGUUACCCCAACUUAACCUAUGUCAUCAAUAAUAUGCCCUUUACAUUGACACCAUCCCAAUAUUUGAUUCGAAAACACAACAUGUGUAAACCAGCAUUUAUGGAAAUUGAGGUUUCUCCAGAAUAUGGACAUGCAUACAUUUUAGGAAAUGCAGCAUUCAUGAAACAUUAUUAUACUGUCUACAGACGAGGGAAGGAUAAUAAUAAUUCAUAUGUUGGAAUAGCUAAAGCUGUCCAUACAAAGGAAAAUGCAGAAUAUUUAAACUCGCUACACAAGGGAAUGAUGGAAGAAGAAGAAUAG